ACCCUCACCACUCUCCUCUUCUUCAUUCGCUUACAAUUCUCAAUAUUCAAUUUCCUCUCUGCAAUUCAUUCCAUUCCCCUUCUCUUUCGUCUCUGUCAUUCUCCAGGCCUGCGAUUCAACACUCUGUUCCUGUUUUUGACUCUUGUCAUCUUUUUCUUUGCAUCCGUCGAAAUAGAUCGGAGAAUUUUUGAAAGAUUUGUGAAUGGUGGAAGAAAAUUCUUGUAGUAGUUAUUACAUGCGCUCCCUUUUGGAUUCAAGGGCGAGCGCUCGUCUUCCUCUUUCUGCUGCUUCUUCUUUCGCUUUUGGUUCUUGCAAGGAAGGCUGGUACUACCGCUGCCUCGGAGUUGACCCUUGAGAUCUCUCUCUCUCUCUCUCUCUCUUUGUUUCUCUACCUUCUUCUCGAUACAACCCCGUUUCAAGGAAUUUUAACAUUUUUUUCUCCAAACUUUUUUGCGAUUUCUCUCUUUCGGUUUUUUCAUUGCGGCGCUAGCUUUGGGAAAUUUGUCGUGGUUGUCGUCGGUGGCCGAUUCUCUGUUUCUGGGAUAUAAUUUGAAGAAAAAGAAGGGAUUCGGAUUGGUGGGAUUUUGAAUUUGGAUUUCGAUUUGGAUUUCAAUUUUCUUACGAGGAUGUUGCUGUACAAGCAGAAGAAGAAUCAGAAUGUUAAGGGAAACAGGCUCUUGAUCAGCAUCAAUGUGCUCGGCAGUGCUGGUCCGAUUCGAUUUAUUGUGAACGAGGAGCAACUUGUUGCUGCUGUUAUUGAUACCGCAUUGAAAUCCUACGCGCGUGAGGGCCGGCUGCCGAUUCUUGGGUCCGAUCUCAAAGAUUUCCAGCUUUACUGUCCAAUUGCUGGACCAGAUGGUAAUUCAAGCCCUGUUUUAAGAUAAUUCAAUCGCCUUUCGUGAUAAUUAUCCUUUACAAUACUUUUGCAUGCUUCCAAUAUGAAGUGGCUGAAGAAAUUUGUGAUGCGGUUCAUAAAUUUGUUCUCUAUUUCAAUUUCGGUUCUAAAUUUUGUGAUGGGAAUCUCUGUUCUGGGGGCUCCCCUCGACCC
Messenger RNA from Cucurbita maxima (winter squash), 1048 nucleotides. RefSeq lists its product as uncharacterized. The transcript has a single exon. Lineage: Eukaryota; Viridiplantae; Streptophyta; Magnoliopsida; Cucurbitales; Cucurbitaceae. The record is from RefSeq and is a predicted model, not a curated record. The coding region runs from base 627 to 884 and encodes 85 amino acids.